AUGGAUUCCCCAAAGCACCGAUGCCAGAUCAUUGGAAAGGAGAGAAGAAUCUUUACUGUGCCGGAUUUUAAAGAAAAGGAAUCGUCGGAGGUGCCGAGGAUGCUAUGUCCAUCGCCGACGACAUCAGAUCUAUCUUGGCUACCAUAA
This is a messenger RNA of Arabidopsis thaliana (thale cress), 147 nucleotides long. RefSeq lists its product as uncharacterized. The coding region runs from base 1 to 147 and encodes 48 amino acids. The transcript has a single exon. NCBI's taxonomy places the organism in Eukaryota, Viridiplantae, Streptophyta, Magnoliopsida, Brassicales, Brassicaceae. The record is from RefSeq and is marked reviewed.